CUAAAUCUUCAAUCUUUAACUUAUAAUUGCUUGGUUUUAUCAGUUUCCUUAAGCUACAAAAUUGAUGUUUUUUUCUUAUUGACGUUGAGUUGAUUAGUUUUUUUUUUUUUGGAUAAUUUGCAUUGUUCAGUAUAGAUUUGUAGAUCCAGUUGGUUAGCUGUUGAAAGAUUGUGAAAGUUGAUUAAAUUAGAUUAGUAAAGUUUUGGAUUCAUGGGCAUGCAUAUUGAUAAUGUUAGACAUUGAUUGCGAAGUUAUCCUAUUGUCAUAUAUGGAGACUUCAUUCAAUCUACCUGCAUCCCGUUUUGGAAAUGUUUCGGACACGGAACUUCAUAGGAAAUUUUAAAUAACACCAUUUCGCUGUGUUCGUGUCUAAGUCUCCUGUUUGCCUGUGGAAUUGCAGAACUUCUGCAUCAAAUUGCAUGAGCUGGUAAUUUCUGGUUAGAUCAACACAAUGUCGGCUUAUGCCCAUCAAAUGGAGAGGGAGUUCUCUGCUCAAGAUCUCUCGAGUAGAGGAGGCUCCGAAAUGGGAAGUCGAUAUUUAGUAGAGUCGGGGUUCUACAUGACAUCUUAUGCUGCAGCAAUCUUCAUCGGCGGUCUUGUAAUUGUUGGAGUUCUAAUGGUCACCUUACUGAUUGCUGUGACAGUAAUGCUGCAAACCUGUGAAAGUAGAAGCAAAGGUGUUGUCGCGAUCCAAACACCAAACUAUGAUUACGACCACUGCAAGAUUUUUGCUAUGCAUGCGGAACUCAACAACUUGAGGCCGAAGGAUUUCCCUUCGAUGUGCAAGAAUUUUGCUGUUCAGAACAUCAGAGAAGGCCGCUAUGCGAGAGAUUUAAACAGUUCUUUAUUGUUGGUGGAGAAAUACUUUGAUAAUGCCACACUAUUAAAUGAUGGACUUGAUGUCGUAAUUAUGGACAUAGAUGAUAUUCUUCCGACUCCUGAUUAUGCACAUCAGUUAAUAGACGGAUUAAAUCAGUACGGCUGUAGUGGUUGUUUUGAAGAAGCGGAACAUUUGAAACAAAAACUUCUGCUCAGAUUAUACAACAAACUUCAAGCUAGGGGAUGGUCUUUGAUUUUAUUAUCAAGCAAACCAGAGAGACUACGAAAUGCCACUGUCGAGCAGCUUAUUUUUGCAGGAUACAGAGGUUGGUCUUCGGUCAUUAUGAGAUCAGAUGACGAAUUGGAAAUGAACAUUCAUGAAUACUUUACGAAACGAAGGACGGCAAUUUUGACAGAGGGGUUCCGCGUUACCGGAGUAAUUAGCAGUCGAAUGGAUGCUUUAAUCGGACAAUCGCCGGGACAACGCAGAUUUAAGCUCCCAAAUCCCAUUUUUUAUUAUCUACAUCCUUUUAAAGAGAACUUGUAUGAAAAAUAGUUCAUAGAAUUGUAUCUCAAUUUGUUAUUUAUGUAUCAGUAGGAAAUAAUUAGUUCAUGGAAAAGUCAGCUCAGUUGUAUAAAAACAAUUUAGAUUCUGCUUUGAUUAUUUUGUUGUAUAUAAGAUUAUAUUUGUUCA
Mercurialis annua (annual mercury) is the source of this 1513-nucleotide messenger RNA. RefSeq lists its product as uncharacterized. The transcript is spliced from 5 exons. The record is from RefSeq and is a predicted model, not a curated record. Lineage: Eukaryota; Viridiplantae; Streptophyta; Magnoliopsida; Malpighiales; Euphorbiaceae. Bases 452 to 1375 code for a protein of 307 amino acids.